Molecule: messenger RNA, 1896 nt
Organism: Penicillium roqueforti
Lineage: Eukaryota; Fungi; Ascomycota; Eurotiomycetes; Eurotiales; Aspergillaceae
Product: MATE family efflux transporter
Exons: 2
Coding region: 1-1896 (631 amino acids)
Biological process (GO): xenobiotic detoxification by transmembrane export across the plasma membrane
Cellular component (GO): membrane
Molecular function (GO): xenobiotic transmembrane transporter activity; antiporter activity
Source: RefSeq, a predicted model, not a curated record
AUGGCCCGCAACAUCCGCUCGGUGGAUUCCGCCGAGUAUCAAAGCCCAUUUGGUCGUUCCUUCACAUCCAGCUCGCCCAUUGCCGCCUCAGCAAUUGCCCGAGACCUCGCAGACUACAGCGAGGAGGAUCGAACACCCACCGAUGAAGAUUCCGACACUUCAACAGCCCGCCGGAUCGACAGCUAUACCAGCACCAACCCCCGCUCUUUAGCCGGUUCAUAUCGCCGCCCGAGUUAUGUGACAUCUGUCAGCCAUGCGACUGUGGUCCCAUGGGCUGGGGAACAGCAAGCCAUUUCCCAAAGCGAGCGCGAUCAAGUCAUCGGAGAGGAACGGCAGCUACUGAGUGACAACAAUAUUAUCGGCCAAGGAUCCCGGUCUCGACGGCCAAGUGGAGCUUCUCGACGCUCGAGAAGCAGUGAUCAUGAGUCGGACGCGGCAAGCGAAAUCACUGCUCUACUUAGAGAGCGGACUUCCGAUGCCGAGGACAGUGGAUUGGACUCGGAAGAGAUUGAUCGGAAAUGGGGAGAGGCCGUCGCAGCCGGUUUGAUCCAGACGACAUGGCAGCGCGAAGCAAAGGUCAUUAUGAAAUACUCUUUGCCGCUCAUGGUCACUUUCUUACUGCAGUAUUCUUUGACUGUGGCUAGUAUCUUUACCAUUGGCCAUCUGGGAAAGGAAGAGCUUGGAGCUGUCAGUCUGGCGAGUAUGACUGUGACAAUUACUGGAAAUGCGGUGUACUCGGGUCUGUCAACUAGUUUGGAUACCCUCUGUGCGCAGGCCUACGGCUCUGGAAAGAGAAAGUUGGUGGGCCUGCAGAUGCUGCGUAUGGUGUAUUUCCUUUGGGUUAUCACCAUUCCGAUCAUGUUUCUCUGGUAUUUCUCUGAGCAUAUCCUUGCCAAGAUCGUGCCAGAGAAGGAGGUCGCCCAGAUGGCGGGUCUGUAUUUGAAGGUUGCUCUCUUGGGCACCCCGGGAUUCGCUCUUUUCGAGAGUGGCAAGCGAUAUCUCCAGGCCCAGGGUGUGUUUUCUGCCUCCCUAUAUGUCCUCAUUUUCUGCGCGCCACUGAAUGCGUUCAUGAACUGGUUCUUCGUCUGGAAACUUCAAUGGGGCUUCAUUGGGGCGCCAAUCGCCGUCGUAAUAACCGAAAAUCUCCUCCCGCUUUGCCUGUUCAUCUAUGUUUAUUUCUUCGUGGGAUCCGAGUGUUGGUGCGGAUUCACCAGACGAGCAUUCCAGAACUGGGGCCCAAUGAUCCGUCUCGCCCUCCCAGGGCUGAUCAUGGUCGAGGCAGAGUGCCUGGCAUUUGAAAUUUUGACGCUGGCAUCAAGCUACCUCGGCACAUCCGCACUCGCAGCGCAGUCCAUCCUAGCAACAAUCUCCAGCAUUACAUGGCAGAUUCCGUUCCCCCUAUCUAUUGCAGGUAGCACGCGGAUAGCAAAUCUGAUCGGGGCUACCUUGGUCGAUGCCGCAAAGACCUCUGCGAAAGUGAGCUUCUUCGGAGCAGCCAUCGUUGGCGUGUUCAACAUGGUCCUUCUCUCGACUUUGCGGUCCUAUAUCCCUAGGUUGUUCAGCUCCGAUCCCGAAGUCGUCGAAAUUGUAGCGCAGGUGCUUCCGCUCUGCGCAGCCUUCCAGCUUUUCGACGCUCUCUCGGCAAACUGCAACGGUAUUCUCCGUGGUCUGGGUCGCCAGGAGGUGGGCGGCUAUAUCCAACUCUUCUGUUACUAUGUGAUUGCCAUGCCGCUUAGUAUGGGAACAACCUUUGCUUUGGGUUGGGGUGUUAUGGGCUUGUGGACUGGAGUUGCGCUUGCAUUGGGCCUUGUUUCGCUCAUCGAGGCCACCUUUAUCAGUCGAGCUAAUUGGAAUCGCUCGGUCGAGGAAGCUAUCAAGAGGAAUGAGUUGACCUAA